AUGGAGGAGAAUGCGGUGGAGAGCAGCAGCGACGCGGCCCCGCAGGAGGCCCGGGAGGAGCCCUCCGAGAGCGGCCUGGGCGUCGGGACCUCGGAGGCUGUGUCGGCAGACAGCAGCGAUGCCGCCUCGGCCCCCGGACCCCUCUCCCGUGCCGAUGAGUCCGCCGUGGGCCAGAGCUCCGACAGCAGCGGGGUCUCAUUGGAAGAGGUGUCAGAGAGCAGCUCCAGCACAGAUGCCAUUCCCCGAGUUUACCUGCCAGAUUCAUCCUCCAUUGCACAGUCCACCUUAGUUUCCAGUGUCUCCACUGUGAGCCAGUCCAUCAUGGUGUCAGAGUCUCCACAAGUCCUUGUCCACUCCAGCGUCAUCACAGACGGUGCCACAAUUGUGUCAGACUCCACUGCCUCCACUUCCUCGGACCUGGGCUCUGCCAUUGACAAAAUCAUUGAGUCCACCAUCGGCCCUGACAUCAUCCAGAGCUGCAUCGCUGUGACCAGCGCAGAGGAUGGUGGGGCAGAGACUACCCAGUACCUCAUUCUGCAGGGCCCUGAUGAUGGUGCCCCCUUAGUGUCCCAGAUGGCCACUUCUGCUCUGGCCAACAGCUUGGCAAUUGAAGCUGUUGCUGAUGGACCUACUUCCACAUGCCUUGAUCAGCCUGGCCCUUCAGACCCUGCUGAGCAGCUGGAGGUGCUGGAGCUGCCCACGCAGCCAGAUCAGGCCCAAGAAGCAGAUGGCGGGGAGGAGCUGGACCAGCCAGACAUGGAGACCCUGGAGGAGAUGAUGGAGGUGGUGGUGGUGCAGCAGUUCAAGUGCAAGAUGUGCCAGUACAAGAGUGUCUCCAAGAAGACUCUGAUUAAUCACAUGAAGGAACGGCACUUCCAGCCAGUGGGUUCAGCACUGGCUUUGAAGAAAGGACGUCCAUGGAAGGGGGGAGCAGCUCCAAAGAGCACAGAGCAGGAAGCCCCUGAAGAAGAAGAGGAUGAUGAUAUCAUGGAUGCUGGUGCUAUUGAUGACCCCAAAGAGGACAGUGACUAUAACCCAGCUGAGGAUGAGCCUCGUGGGCGCCAGCCCAAGUACAGCCGCAGCAUCCCCACGUCCAGCGAGGAGAGGCCACGUCGGCGCCCAGGGAGGCCCCGCAAGUUUCCUCGUCUGGAGGACAUGCCCCAGGACAUGCCUGAGGGAGCAGAGGUGGAGCCCCUGGUGACCUCCCAGAGCACAUCGAGCCGCGAGCUGCAGACCUCGGAGGCAGCCAGUUCUUCUGGGCUGGAGAACGGCACCAGCGAGAGCCUGGCAGAGCCCAGCAUCAGCCAGUCCGACUUGGAGAAUAAGGACCCUUCCUCCAAUGCCAGUCUGGAGGAGGCUGAUGUCCUCCCCCGGAGGAGAGGGCGACCCUCCCGACGCUUCCUGGGCAAGAAAUACCGCAAGUACAUGGGGCGCAGGUACUACUACAAGUCCCCCAAGCCCCUGAUGAGGCCCUACCUGUGCCGGAUCUGUGGCUCACGCUUCCUGACGCACGAGGACCUGCGCUUCCACGUCAGCUCGCACGAGGCCAACGACCCUCAGCUCUUUAAGUGUCUGCAGUGCAGCUACCGCUCCCGUCGCUGGUCCUCCCUCAAGGAGCACAUGUUCAACCACGUGGGCAGCAAGCCCUACAAGUGUGAGGAGUGUAGUUACACCAGCGUGUACAAGAAGGAUGUCAUCCGGCACUCCACGGUGCACAACCGCGACAGGAAAAAGAGAGCAGAUCCGCCCCCAAAGAUGAACUCUUUCCCAUGCCCUGUCUGCAACCGCAUCUACCCCAUGCAGAAGAGGCUGACCCAGCACAUGAAAACACACAGCACUGAGAAGCCACACAUGUGUGACAAGUGUGGGAAGUCCUUCAAGAAACGCUACACCUUCAAGAUGCACCUCCUGACGCACAUCCAGGCCAUCGCCAACCGCAGGUUCAAGUGCGAGUUCUGCGACUACGUGUGCGAGGACAAGAAGGUGCUGCUGAACCACCAGCUGUCACACAUGAACGACAAGCCCUACAAGUGCAGCUUCUGCAAGUACUCCACCUUCCGCGAGGACUUCCUGGUGUCACACAUGGCCGUCAAGCACACGGGAGGGAAGCCCUUCGCCUGUGAGUUCUGUCACUUCACCACCAAGCACAAGAAGAACCUGCGGCUGCACGUGCAGUGCCGCCACGCUGACUCCUUCGAGGAGUGGGCGCAGAGGCACCCCGAGGAGCCGCCCUGCCGCCGCCGCCCCUUCUUCACCCUGCAGCAGAUCGAGGAGCUGAAGCAGCAGCACAGCCAGGGACAGGCCCCCACUGAGCCAGAGCCUGGCCCACCACUUGCUCUCUAACACAGGCUCCUCUUGUCCCCUGUCACCUACCAGGCAGCCCAGGCUGUGCCGGGAGUAGAUGCCCCUGUCCUCUCACAGGACUCCCUGGGAGGGGCCACUAUAAUUUACGAGCAAGAUGUGGCCGGAUCGGCCGAGCUGGCCACGCAGACUGCCCUGGACCUCCUGCUGAACAUGAGCACGCAGCGAGAGCUGGCCACAGGCUCUCUACAGGUGGCUGUGGUGAAGCCAAAUGAUUCAGGAGAGGUGCAGGAAGCCUGUGAGCCACAAGCACAGGGGGAAGGGACAGAGGUGGACCUUGAGGAGCAGCAGCAGCAGAAGUUGGUGACGCUGCACAUGGCAGAGGCUGGGGAGACGCUGGUGCAGGAGGCUUACGAGGAGGCGGCGCUGGGUGGCUCAGAGCUGCAGCAGAUCACGAUCCCCUUCGGUGGGACAGCAGAGUACAGCAUCAUCACACCCAUCAGCGAGGAGAUGCCAGCUGCAGGCACCCUUUACAGUGAGGAGGAGAGCCCUGCGGAGACCUCCCAUGCAGUCGUGGUGAGCGAGGCGGUGAUGACAGAGGAGGUUCUGAAGGAGCACAGCGAUCAUUACAUCAUGUCCAGCACUGCGGGGAGCCAGUUCCAGCCGGUGGAGCCCCUCAGCGGGGACGCUGCCUUCCCCCCACCAGCAGAGGGCCCGGAGGCACAGCCCGCCAGCGUCAAGUGGCCCCUGGUGCAGUGUGUCACCAGGCAGCUCCAGAAGGACUCGUCUUUAUCCCCAGCCUCCGAGGGGCAGGAAGUCUCAUCCCCAAAGGUCAAGUGGCCUGUGCUGCAAGGCAUGGCCAAGAAGCUCUCCUGCAAGGUUUCCACAGCCAAGAAGCUUUCGUGCAAGAUUUCCACAGCCAAAAAGUUUUCAUGCAAGAUUUGCACAGCCAUGUUCACAGGGAGAGCAGAGAUGGAGAGUCACAAGAGAGCCCACAUUGGGCCCAGCACCUUCAAGUGUCCUGACUGCCCGUUCACUGCAGCCCUCUGGCCGGAGGUUCGGAGCCACAUGGUCCAGCAUGCCAGCCUCCGACCACACAAGUGCACCCACUGCAGCUUUGCCUCCAAGAACAAGAAGGACCUGCGCAGGCACAUGCUGACACACACCAAUGAGAAGCCCUUUGCCUGCCAGAUCUGUGGGCAGAGGUUCAACCGAAACGGGCACCUCAAGUUCCACAUGCAGCGUUUGCACAGCUCAGAGGGCACUCGGCCGGGGCCACCAGCAGCUGCUGCCCAGCAAACCAUCAUCCUGAACAGUGAUGAGGACACGCUGGCCACCCUGCAGACGGCGCUGCAGUCAGGCCAGGCAGUGCUGGCUCCCGAGCGGCUGCAGCAGGCCCUGGGACAGGAGCACAUCAUCGUGGCCCAGGAGCAGAGCGUCACCAGCCAGGAGGAGGCUGCAUACAUCCAGGAGAUCACGACGGCCGAUGGGCAGACAGUGCAGCACUUAGUGACCUCAGACAACCAGGUUCAAUACAUCAUUGCCCAGGACUCUGUACAGCACUUGCUUCCCCACGAGUACGUUGUUGUCCCAGAGGGACAUCACAUCCAGGUCCAGGAUGGGCAGAUCACUCACAUCCAGUAUGAGCAGGGCAGCCAGUUCCUCCAGGAGCCACAGAUCCAGUACAUGCCUGUCUCGCCAGAGCAGCAGCUUGUCACCCAGGCACAGCUGGAGGCAGCAGCACACUCUGCAGUCUCAGCAGUGGCCGACGCGGCAAUGGCACAGGCGCAGGGAGUGUUCACCGCCGAGGCCACAGCCGAGCAGCUGCAGCAGCUGCAGCAGGGCAUUCACUACGAUGUCAUCACCCUGGCAGAAUAGCGGCACCAGGCCCGGUGGGCACCGUGACGCCAUGCAGAGCGGGGUGGGCAUGCCGGGCAGGAGCUGCCUCAGCCAGCAGUUGCCUUAUUGCUUGGGGGUUCCGGGGGGUGCAGCUGGGUGUGCUGUGACGGGGACAUGCUGCCACUUGGCCACCCCGUGAGGGUCCUGCACAUCCCCCCCCCUGCCGCCAGUGCAGGCCACUGCCUCCAGCCAGGGUCUGAGGCUGGCAGUGCUUGCAGGCCUGGGCUCUGCCUACUGCACUUGAUGGUCUGAACCUCUUUUCCCUGAAUCAUGUUGGCGUAGGCCAUGCCUCGAGCAGUGCCUGCCUGGCACACAAGGGUGCAGCCAUGGGGCUGGCAGAGCUGGGGUGUGGUGGGAAGGGGGUGCUGUAGCCACGCUCCCUAUGACACAGCCAGGGAGUGUGAAGGCACCUGUCCCUCCCUUGGCAUCUCCUGCCUGCGGGCAGGCAGCAGUGGGGUGUGGCCUGGAGGAGCCUGCAGCGGGAGGAGGCAUGGGUGGAAAAUGUUCUAUUUUUGUUCUGAGGAGGGUUGGACGCUGGUGUUGGU
Molecule: messenger RNA, 4745 nt
Organism: Indicator indicator
Lineage: Eukaryota; Metazoa; Chordata; Aves; Piciformes; Indicatoridae
Gene: ZNF335
Product: zinc finger protein 335
Exons: 27
Biological process (GO): brain development; regulation of gene expression; positive regulation of neurogenesis
Cellular component (GO): nucleus
Molecular function (GO): RNA polymerase II cis-regulatory region sequence-specific DNA binding
Source: RefSeq, a predicted model, not a curated record